Octodon degus (degu) is the source of this 3133-nucleotide messenger RNA. RefSeq names its product ADP ribosylation factor like GTPase 10 (gene Arl10). The coding region runs from base 1160 to 1894 and encodes 244 amino acids. Gene Ontology annotation, molecular function: GTPase activity; GTP binding. NCBI's taxonomy places the organism in Eukaryota, Metazoa, Chordata, Mammalia, Rodentia, Octodontidae. The record is from RefSeq and is a predicted model, not a curated record. The transcript is spliced from 4 exons.
GAUCACUAUGAGGCUGAGCUGUCCGAGCUGCCCCUGUACCAAAUAUAUUUUUAAAAAAAUCAAUAUUGAUAGAAAUGCAUUGUAGGUUAAAAGUCAAGAUAAGGAGGCUGGAGAGAUAGCUCAGUAGAAUAAGUGCUUGCCUGGAAAGCACAAGAGCCUGAGUUCAAGCCCUGGUUCUACCAAAAUAAAUAAAUAAAAAGUCAAGAUAGAAUAACAGUAGUAUACACACACUGCCAAAGAUAAGGGCAGUCAAGUCAGAACUAACAGCAGCUCGGACACAGAGCCAGGGGUACAGGGAAACUUGGGAACUACACAGAGCCAAGAGCAGUGACACUAUCGGGAGUGAGACACUUUCCCCACUGGCCUCAGAAUUGCUUCACCUCCUGCCCCACAGCACUCCGCAGUCUCUCCCUUAAGGGCCAAAGGUCUGAUGGUUCUCCCUUUCCUUCUCUCCUGUAUCUGGAAGCCGCGGCAAUCAGGAGGAGGUCAGUCUAAACAUCCUGACUUCUGGCCCUGCUUACUUCUUUAACUAGCCCAGAGCACUAGUAUAGCAGAACCCUUCGGCGUUCUGAGGCAGUCAAAGGAGAGCUGAGGCACUGAGGGUCAAGGUGUCAAGCUCUUGUCCUGUCUCUGCCACUCCCUAUGCGGGUGAUACCGGGCGAAAUGGUUUCAAUUUCUUCCCCUGAGUCUUUGAGGGAUACUUGGAAUAUAGAUCGCUUGGGUUUGAAUGCAAGCUGCACCGAAGUGCUACGGUGCGGUGCGUACUUGAACAAAUUAUCUCCUGGGUCUCAAUUUCCCUGUGGGAGGUACCAUAAGAGGUAACUGAGAAAGCCAUCAGUUAACUCCACGGCUCCCAGCAAGCGCUCAACAGUUGUGAGCAAAUACUGCCUUGCGCUCCGUUCUGCAGGAAGAGCUUCGCUCUGCAUGGCACCUGCUGGCAGCGGGAGAGAGGUGCCGACGGGCCUGCAGCGACCCCCGCCCCCCACCCCCAGUCCCCGGCAGGCGACCUGUAGCCUGACAGGCGGUGCAUUGUGGGGCUUGUAGUGCGGGGCUGGGAUAGGGUGGGUGGGCGCGGCCGCCGCAGCCACAGCGGGGCCAUUUUCGCCGGGAGGGCGGGCUCCGCCUGCUCAGCGCGCACCGGCGCCCCUCGCCCGGCCGGAUGGCGCCGCGGCCGCUGGGCCCCUUGGUGCUGGCGCUGGGCGGCGCCGCAGCCGUGCUCGGCUCGGUGCUCUUCAUUCUCUGGAAAGCCUACUUCGGCCGUGGACGCGAGCGGCGCUGGGACCGCGGCGAGGCCUGGUGGAGCUUGGAGCCCGCCCGCCUCCCUCCGUGGGUCCAGUGGGACCCCGAGGACGAGGAAGCCGAGGAACCGGCUCUGGAGGAGUUGGAGCAGCGCGAGGUGCUGGUGCUGGGGCUGGAUGGCUCUGGGAAGAGCACGUUCUUGCGCGUGCUGUCGGGGAAGACACCGCUGGAAGGCCACGUCCCCACCUGGGGCUUCAACUCCGUGCGACUGCCCACCAAAGACUUCGAGGUGGACAUUCUAGAGAUUGGUGGCAGUCAGAACCUGCGCUUCUACUGGAAGGAGUUUGUGAAUGAGGUGGAUGUACUAGUGUUCAUGGUGGAUGCAGCUGACCGGCUCCGGCUGCCUUGGGCCCGACAGGAACUGCACAGGCUGCUAGACAAGGACCCUGACCUGCCUGUCGUCGUGGUGGCCAACAAGCAGGACCUGAACGAGGCCCUGAGUGUGGUGGAGCUGGAGCAGGAGCUGGGUCUGGAGGCUGUUGACAGCCAGCGGGAGAUUUUCUUCUUGGCAGCCAGCAUUGCCCCUGUAGGACCCGACUUUGAAGACGCUGGCACCGUGCACAUCUGGAAACUACUCUUGGAGCUUCUCUCCUAGGCAGGGAUGCCUGCUCACUGCCUAGCCCAAGUGGCCACAGUUCCACUGCCUUCUGCUUCAUUUCCAGCCUGAGCCCAGGGCAGGAACCACUUGGUAGCACUUCCCUUCUUCCCUCCCUGCCCUCUCCAGAGCAGGGCUGAGAACCAAACAGAAGCCUUCCUAGUGAGGUGGCCCUGGAGGGCUGCAGCAUGGAGGUGGGCAGGCAGAGGAUGGGAGAGGGUAGUGUAGCUCCUUCUGGCUGGAGUGUGGCUCCAGCUUUCCCUUCCCUUCCCUUCCCUGCACAGUGACACGCUCAGUGGGCUCAGUGUUUCCCUCCCUGCAGGUCUCAGUGACUGAGGAACUGACAGAAAGGUCACAAGUACUUCUGGGUCUUCAGGUCUCCUGGUCUACUCUUGAUGUUAUGCCCUUUCCAUAUGGGCAGGUUCUUAGUAUGCAAUGAGCCCUUGCUGCCAGUCCUGUGUUGUCCCCUAGUCCCUGCUCUGCCUAACUGGCUUGUGGCCUUUUUUAGUCUCUGCCUCUUUGGCUCCAAGGCCAUCAUUUUUAAAUGGAGGUGGUUUCCAUAUUUUUUUCUAACUACCAGUCACAGAGAUACAGUGCUAGAGUGAACCUGGAGACUCUAGCAAGGAUCUUACCAAACACUUCCCAGCUUUUAAAGCCUGGCCUGACCACCUCUUUUGACUACAGAGUAAGUGCAGUUCAUCUACCAAAAUGUGUGCGUGUGCAUGUGUGUGUGUGUGUGUGUGUGUGUCCAUGUCCCUAAUCUGGAGACAAGCUGCUGUUCUUGUACUAACUGUGCCAAUGCCCAUGUUUACAUAAAUCUGGGAAAGGAAGGAGCCCAGGUUUCUGGGAAUAAGACUUAACUAGAGCUGGGAGUUAGACUCAGAACUGUUUUAUUUAUUUAUUUAUAUAUGUAUGUAUUUAUCAAAGAAACAGGCCAAAGUUCUACAUUCUAUUUCUAGGUGCUGUAAUCAAAACACCAGGUGAUUGUUAGAGAAAAUAUGGAACUUUGAGGCAAAUAGCUAGAAUCACAAAUAAUAUUCUGGUAACUUAAAGAUGUCAAUGGAUUCAAAGCUGUAGUGCCCCCAGGGAGCCUUUGAGAUUGUAAUUAAUACUUUAUAUUGAUUCACAUAAACGUUAAACUCUACUGCUUUGCCCCAAAUGUUAGAAACAAACGGUCUUCUAGGUAGCUAAACAAAUGUCUUUGGAAGAUAAUUUCUGUUAUGUAAAUCCAAUAAAAAA